CCUCUCGGAGCCCACCCGAGCCCGCCGAACCCACCCGAAGCCUCUCCGAGCCCACCCGAUCCCGCCGAACCCACCCGAAGCCUCUCCGAGCCCGCCGAACCCACCCGAAGCCUCUCCGAGCCCACCCGAGCCCGCCGAACCCACCCGAAGCCGCCCGAAGCCUUUCCGAGCCCACCCGAAGCCUCUCCGAGCCCACCCGAAGCGGCGCCGAGCCGAGCGCGGCCGAAGCGGGCGCCGGUGGCCCCGGUGGUGGCCCCGGUGGCCCCGGCGGUGGCCCCGGGAUGGUGGCGGCUCCCCCGGCCGCCGCCGCCGCCAUGCGCCGGGGGUUCCUGGUGCCCGAAAUCCGCCCGCUCGACCAGUACGACGGGGCUCGGGCUCGCAGCGCCGCCAGCCUGGCCUGGGCCAUCGCCACCGGCUACGGCGGCGCCGGGAACGUCCCCGAGGAGCUGCGGGACCCUUUUUACACCGACCAAUACGCUCAGGAGCACCUGAAGCCGCCGGUCGAGCGCCUCCUGCUGGCCUCUGACAUUUACUGCAGGGCCUGGAGCCACGCCCUGGCCACGCCCUGCCAGGCCCCGCCCCCCUCGGCCCCGCCCCACCCCGAGCCCCCCCCCCAGGAUUUGGGGGCGCUGCUGGCGCUGCUGGCGGGGAGGGGGGUCCCCCCCACCCUGCAGGGGGUCCCCGUCAGGGCCCAGGACCUGCAGCAGAGGCCGAUCCGAAUGGGCGCUCACCUGGCCUUGAUCGAUUCCCUCAUGGCCGCCUUCGUCGCCGAGGCCACUCGGAAUUUGGGGGCUCCCCCCGGAGCCCCCCCAGGACCCCAAAAUUGGGAACCCAAAAUUUUGGGUUGGUUGGACACCGUGAAUCGGAAGCUGCAGGAAAGCACCGAAAAAGAGGGGGGGGCGACACCCCCAAAUUCGGGGGUCCCCGAAAGCUCCGCAGCCCCCCCAGCUUGUGCCCACAAGUGUCCCACCCGCUGGUACUGGAAGUUGGUGCCCCACGCCAUCGCCUUCUGUUUGAAGGAAUCGGGGAAUAAACCUCCGGUGAUUCGGUACCGUAAAGACAAAGGGGCUCCCCCGGCGCCUCCCCCGUUCCCUCCCGUGAGGGGGCUCCAGGAUUUGGCCAGCGGGGGGGUCCUGGCGGCCGCCAUUCACUUCUACUGCCCCCAAUCUUUGCGCCUCGAGGAGAUCCGCCUGGGGGCGCCGCUGGCGCUGCCGGACCGGCUACACAACCUGGGGCUCGUGCGCGACUUCGGCGCCCGCCACCUGCGCACCCGCUGCCCCCUGGCGGUGGAGGACCUGCUCUACAUGGCGCCGGCCCUCAAGUUGAACGUGGGGGCCUUUCUGGCCGAGCUGUUCCUGUGUUUCGAGGUGCUGAGACCCCCCUUUGUCACCCCCGGCAGCUGGGGGGGGGCCCAGAUUCCAAUGUUCCCUCCCCCACCAGAAUCUCCAGCCACCGGUGAUGCCUCAAACCCCAAAAGCAGCUCCCCCGGCUUCAACUUCCGGCACCCCCUGUUGGCAGGGGGGGGGCAGCCCCCAGGUCUCCUGCCCCACUCCCCCUCCCUCCCCCACGGCGACGGAUUCGGGAAGGGCUGGAGCAAGAGACCCCUCAGCCACCCCCUGUCCCAAGCCGUGUCCUUCAGCAUCCCCUUCGGGCUGGACAGCGACGUCGACAUCGUCAUGGGCAACCCCGUGGGGGUCCCGGCGGGGACCCUCGCCCGCUCCGCCAGCUCCGACAGCCUCGCCCCUCCCCGCCGCCACCCCCGGGCCACCCCCGCCACCCCCACGGGGGUCCCCAACGGUGUCCCCGAGCCCCCCGAGCCCCCCAGCAUCGAGGAGGCGCUGCAGAUCAUCCACAGCUCCGAGCGCCUCCUCCCCGACGGAGCCCCCGACGCUUUCUUCCUCCACUCCCCGGAGCCGCCCCCUCCUCAAAAUCCCACCCGGGACCUUCCAAAAUCCACCCGCGACCCUCCAAAAUCCACCCGCGACCCUCCAAAAACCCCCCCGGGACCCCCCAAAAUCCACCCGGGACCCUCCAAAACCCCCCCGGGACCCCCCCAAAACCCAGCCCGCCCCAUGACCAGCUUCGCCGAGCGCAAGAAGAAGCUGGAGGAAGCCACCAACGCCGCCCCCUCCAAUUGCGGCGGGGGUCCCGCCGUCAAUUUGGGGGGGGUCUCCGGCACCCCCGGGGGUCCCCCGGAGGCGGGCGGGGGUCUCAGCGCCGAGAUGUCGCAGCUGGGGGCGCGUUUGGAGGAGAAGCGCCGCGCCAUCGAGGCUCAGAAGAAGCGGAUCGAGGCCAUUUUCGCCAAGCACCGCCAGCGCCUGGGGCAGAACGCUCUGCAGCGCCUCCGCCACGAUGAGGAGGGGGCUUCCCCCGCCCCUCCCGAGGAGGAAUUGAGUCUGGGGGCUCCUCAGAAAGCCCCUCCGGGUCAGUACGAGGCGGCGGUGGCCAGGCUGAGCGCGGCGCUGAGCUCGCUGCAGCUGGACAUGCAGCGCCUGACGCAGCAGCAGGAGCGGCUCCUGCUGGAGCAGCGGCCGCACGGAGCCCCCCAAGCCUGGGUGAUCCCCCUCCCCAAAUCCGCCAAGACCCCCGCGGCUCCCCCAAAAAACGCGCCGGGGUCGCCAGCGCCCGCCAGAAGAGGAGGAGGAGGAGGAGGAGGAAGCAACAACAACGCGGGGAGCGCCGCACCGGCAACAACAACGGGAGGAAACGCGGCUUCUGUCGCGAUAUCGGGCGGAGUCGCGACGGGGGUCCCGCAAGGCGCCUCCCGCAGCCCGAGGAGACCCCGGCCCGCCGAGCUGCGGCUGCCGCCCCUGACCCGGGUGCUGACCCCUCCCCACGAUGUGGACACGCUGCCGCACCUGCGGCGCUUCUCGCCCAGCCAGGUGCCCGUGCAGACCCGCAGCUCGCUGCGCUUCGCCGACGGCCAGGAGGAGCAGGAGGAGGAGGAGGAGGAGGAGGAGCAGCGACCCCCGGCCACCUCCGGCCCCCCCGAGUCCCCCCCGGUGCCCGGCAAGGGGACCCUGCGGGCGCGGGCGUGCGGGGAUGGCACCAGCGACGUGUCCCUGUCCCCCGGCGAGAAGGGGACAGCCAGGGGACACCGGCAGCAGCAGGAGGAGGACGAGGAGGAGGAGGAGGAGGAGGAGGAGGAGGAGGAAGGAGAAGGGACUCGCUGGAGGGGUCCCCAACCGAGGGGGGAAACGGGGGACACCGGGCCAGCGUGGGGUUCUUCUGUAAGCUCGAUGACACCGACCCGGGCCCCCCCCGCCGCGCCCCUCCCCCCCUGCGGCAGCGGUGGCUGUGGGGGGCGGGGCAGGAGCAGCCCCCGGACAGACCCCCAGCGGAGCCCCCCCAGCCCCCCCCGCCCCCAGCGCCCCCCAGACCCCCCCCCUGAGGAGGAAUUUGGGGGGGGGUCCCGGCGGGGGGAGUUCACCCGCUUGGAGUACGAGCGGCGGCAGCAGCUGAAGCUGAUGGAGGAGCUGGAGAAAGUCCUGAGACCCCCCCGCGGGACCCCCGCCCCAAAAUCGGGGGGGGGGCAGCGCUCGGGGACACCCCCGGGACGGCCAAAAUCGGGGAGGGGGCUCGGGGAGACCCCGGCCCCGCUGCUGCGACGACUCGGCCCUGGCGAGGAGCCCCCCAAGGGGCUGCUGGGGUCGCGCCUGUCCAAGGUUUAUUCCCAGAGCUCCCUGUCCCUGUCCAGCGUGGCCGAGCCGGGCGGGGGGCGCGGCACCAGCCGGGCUGGGUCCCCCUCGGGGCCGGGGUCCCCAAACCGAGCCCCCCCCCCCAGGCGGGAGUGGGACAACGACUCCAACCCCUCCUCCCCAGGGCCGGAGUACACGGGCCCGAGGCUGUACAAGGAACCCACGGCCAGGUCGAACCGGCCGCUGAUCCAGAACGCCCUGGCCCACUGCGUCCUGGCCGGGACCCCCAACGCCCCCCUGAGGGCCAAAGUGCUGCAGGAGAUGGAACAAAGCUCAGCCCAGCAGCUCCUGAUCCUAUUCCGGGACGGGGGCUGCCAAUUCCGGGGCGUUUACGCUUUGGGGGGGAUCCCCCCGACCCUAAAACGCCUCUCGGGGUCGGGACCCCGCAGCGUCCCCCUGCCCAUGGUGGAGGCUCUGUACAAAUACCAGUCAGACCAGCGGCGCUUCUGCCGCCUCCCAGCGCGCACCAUGAGCGGCAGCGUGGACGCCUUCACCAUCCCCGGCCACCUCUGGCACCCCAAAAAACCCGGCACCCCAAAAUAAACCGGGGCUGAAACCCCAAAAAACGGGGGGAGACCCCAAAUCUGAUCCCACUCUGUGCGCUCGGUGCUUGGUUAAGGGGGAUUUUUCGGG
Poecile atricapillus (Black-capped chickadee) is the source of this 4331-nucleotide messenger RNA. It is a transcript of the gene CAMSAP3, whose product is annotated as calmodulin regulated spectrin associated protein family member 3. Gene Ontology annotation, molecular function: calmodulin binding; spectrin binding; microtubule minus-end binding. Gene Ontology annotation, biological process: cytoplasmic microtubule organization; negative regulation of microtubule depolymerization; neuron projection development. The record is from RefSeq and is a predicted model, not a curated record. Gene Ontology annotation, cellular component: microtubule minus-end. Lineage: Eukaryota; Metazoa; Chordata; Aves; Passeriformes; Paridae.